Sorghum bicolor (sorghum) is the source of this 1571-nucleotide messenger RNA. Its product is annotated as aspartyl protease AED1. Gene Ontology annotation, molecular function: aspartic-type endopeptidase activity. Bases 34 to 1497 code for a protein of 487 amino acids. The record is from RefSeq and is a predicted model, not a curated record. NCBI's taxonomy places the organism in Eukaryota, Viridiplantae, Streptophyta, Magnoliopsida, Poales, Poaceae. The transcript has 2 exons. Gene Ontology annotation, biological process: proteolysis.
GCUGUAAAGAGCUCGAGCAAGUCGCCGAUCAUCAUGGCUGCUGACUGGACCUUGCGGCAUUUGGCACUGAUCCUCCUAUCCAUCACCUCUCAGCAGGUUCUCGCGGCGAGGCAGCAGGACCGCCAUACCAUCAGCGUCCAGUCUCUGCUGUCCAGCUCGAUGUGUUCUUCGCCAUCAUCUACCGCUCCAGCUGGAAGCACCCUCCAAAUCGUCCACCGCGCGUGCCUGCAAACCGGCGACGACAUCGCGGUGCCGGACCACCACCACUACACUGGCAUCCUGCGCCGAGACCGCCACCGAGUCCGGUCCAUCUACCGGCGCCUCACGGCGGCGGAGACCACAACCACCACCACCACCAUCCCCGCCCGUCUCGGCCUUGCUUUCCAGAGUCUCGAGUACGUGGUGACCAUCGGCAUCGGAACCCCACCGCGCAACUUCACCGUCCUCUUCGACACCGGCAGCGACCUCACCUGGGUGCAGUGCCUGCCGUGCCCCGACUCCUCCUGCUAUCCCCAGCAAGAACCCUUGUUCGACCCGAGCAAGUCUUCCACGUACGUCGACGUCCCGUGCAGCGCGCCGGAGUGCCACAUCGGUGGCGUCCAGCAAACCAGGUGCGGGGCGACCUCGUGCGAGUACAGCGUCAAGUAUGGCGACGAAUCCGAGACUCACGGUAGCCUUGCCGAGGAGACUUUCACUCUGUCGCCGCCGUCGCCGCUAGCGCCGGCGGCCACCGGAGUCGUGUUUGGGUGCAGCCAUGAGUAUAUUUCAGUCUUCAACGACACGGGCAUGGGUGUCGCCGGUCUGCUUGGUCUAGGCCGGGGCGACUCGUCCAUCCUCUCGCAGACACGCCGGAGCAUUAACAGCGGCGGCGGCGUCUUCUCCUACUGCCUCCCUCCACGCGGGAGCUCCACGGGAUACCUCACCAUCGGCGGCGGCGCCGCCGCUCCUCAGCAGCAGUACUCGAACCUGUCCUUCACGCCUCUGAUAACCACUAUCUCUCAGCUGCGCUCUGCGUACGUGGUGAACCUCGCCGGCGUCUCCGUCAACGGCGCGGCCGUGGAUAUACCGGCGUCGGCGUUCUCCCUGGGGGCGGUCAUCGACUCCGGCACGGUGGUGACGCACAUGCCGGCCGCCGCGUACUACCCGCUGCGCGACGAGUUCAGGCUUCACAUGGGCAGCUACAAGAUGCUGCCGGAGGGGUCCAUGAAAUUGCUGGACACGUGCUACGACGUGACGGGGCAGGACGUCGUGACGGCGCCGCGGGUGGCGCUCGAGUUUGGCGGCGGCGCGAGGAUCGACGUGGACGCGUCGGGGAUUCUGUUGGUGUUACCGGCAGAGGAUGGCUCAGGGCAGUCCCUGACGCUCGCGUGCUUGGCUUUCCUUCCCACCAAUUCGGCGGGUCUCGUCAUCGUCGGUAACAUGCAGCAGAGGGCGUACAACGUUGUGUUCGAUGUGGAUGGAGGGAGGAUUGGCUUCGGACCAAACGGAUGCAGUUGAUGAGUCAUUGAGUAGCCCAUUUUAUUCUGACAUGCUUGAGCAAGGCAGCAGGAGGAUAAUAAUUUCACGAAAUA